GGUGCCCAAAGUUGAUGUAAGACGUGAGCACAGUGUUCGCACACCCCACUUUUCAUAUAUAGCUCAGACAAAUCAGCCACGGCUGCAGUGAGAAUUUAGCUAACACGGUCCCGUUUAAUGGGGUUCUGGGGAGUUCUUGUUCCUGGGCUGCUUGUAAUAGCUUUGUGUUGUUCUUGUUCUUCGUGGGUGCUGAGGGUGGAGGCCGAUGCUGCAUUACCCGCCUGUGAUUUCCCGGCAAUCUACAACUUCGGCGACUCCAACUCCGACACCGGCGGCAUCUCCGCCGCCUUCGACCCCAUCCCUCCGCCGUACGGCUCCGCCUUCUUCCACAAGCCCGCCGGCCGAGAUUGUGACGGCCGUCUCAUCGUAGACUUCAUUGCUGAGAAGCUGAAGCUACCAUAUUUGAGUGCCUACCUGAACUCUCUAGGAACAAAUUACAGGCAUGGUGCGAAUUUCGCGACCGGUGGAUCAACCAUUAGGAGGCAAAAUGAGACAAUUUUUGAGUAUGGAAUCAGCCCAUUUUCACUUGAUAUGCAGAUCGUGCAAUACAAGCAAUUCAAGCAACGGACAGCCGAAUUAUACAGCCAAGCCACGGAAUUCUCGGAGAAAAGCAAAUUGCCGGUGCAGAAGGACUUUGCAAAGGCGCUAUACACGUUUGAUAUUGGGCAAAAUGAUCUCUCUGUUGGGUUCAGGAAGCUGAACUCCGAUCAGCUCAAAGCGGCAUUGCCGGAUAUAGUGAACCAGUUAGCUUCAGCUGUUCAAAACAUAUACCAAUAUGGGGGGAGGUCAUUUUGGAUUCAUAAUACUGGGCCGAUUGGGUGCUUGCCGGUGCACUUUUUCUACAAUCACAAUCCGCCACCUGGGUAUUUGGAUGAUCAUGGGUGCGUGAAGUUUUAUAACGAUAUGGCCGUCGAGCUCAAUAGGCAGCUCAAGGAAAGGGUGGUCAAGCUGAGGCAAGAGCUCCCCGAGGCUGCAAUUACUUAUGUUGAUGUUUAUGCUGCAAAGUUUGCGCUCAUCGGCAGUUAUAAGAGCGAAGGAUUUGUUGACCCCUUCAAGGUUUGCUGUGGAUAUCACGAGAAUUACGACCAUAUCUGGUGCGGAAAUAUAGGAAGUGUCAACGGCACCAAGGUGUUCGGUGGUUCUUGCAAGGAUCCUGCUACUUCUAUCAGCUGGGACGGGGUCCAUUAUUCCGAGGCCACGAACCACUGGGUUGCCAAUCGCAUACUCAACGGUUCGCUGUCCGAUCCACCGACACCAAUCACUCAAGCAUGUCACAGGCGUUAGAGUGUGCGUGCGCGUGCAAUGCAUGCGGGUGUAGUGAUUAUCGCAAUAAGAGUAAAGAAGCUUCAGGAAUUGACGUAGUUUACAAUUUAAUUGUAUCACUAGUACUAUGCCGGACUGUUUCAAGAAGUUGAGAUAUCCCAUCUCAUCUUAAUCAAUCCAUCCAAGAGCAUUUAAGCUGUCAAAUUGUGAGAGAGCAAUGUGUCGACAAUGGAUGUAUCAGCAUUGGUGUCAUCUUUCAAGAUUUAUUAUCUUUA
Molecule: messenger RNA, 1538 nt
Organism: Syzygium oleosum
Lineage: Eukaryota; Viridiplantae; Streptophyta; Magnoliopsida; Myrtales; Myrtaceae
Product: GDSL esterase/lipase At5g14450-like
Exons: 5
Coding region: 118-1284 (388 amino acids)
Molecular function (GO): hydrolase activity, acting on ester bonds
Source: RefSeq, a predicted model, not a curated record